AUGGGCGAGAAAUCGAGUUCUUCAUGGCUUCUCAAGCUUUUUUACAUUCCAAUUUUUAUCGCUGUUGCUCUCAGAGUGCUGCCUCCUCUUUUUUAUGGGAACACGAGAGUUUAUGAUAAACCGAUUCCGUAUGAGAUUAUUGAUGAUUUUCUUAGUGAAGAUAUGAUCCAAGAAUUGCGAGAAUUCAUCCUCAAUGAACGCCGUUUUACAACUGCAAUCGAAGCUGCAGCCCGUGGCGUGAUGACAAUCGGCGAAGAAGAACCCAUUCUCCCUGAUGGAACAUGUGAGGAGCUCUCAUUCACUACUGGCGAUGGCAAAACUUGUCAUUUCACUGGCAGAAACGACAUCUUCAGACAUCUUCUUCUCACAGGCGGGUGGCACGGAUCAAAAGAAACCGUCAAACAACUAACAACUCGUGUCUUCUCUUUUAUCAACUACUACAUGGACAAGGUCAACGAGCCAAAGAUCAAGGCUCUCUUUGAAACAGAGGAAUACAAGCAAAAGAUCGGAAAUAUUUGCAGAGACGGUUGGGCCGCUCAGGGAAAACCGCAUGACGGAGAAGUGUAUUUUCGACCAACUCAAGUCAACAUCGUCAUGCUUCCUCCAGGAUUUGACCUUGCGCUUCAUCAGGAUAAUCAGUGGUUCUGGGGCAUCAACCAAAUGACCGUCCCAGAUUGGUUCCUCCAUGUUCUCAAGGAGGCAGAGCUUUAUGAUGACAUCAUGAUUCCACAGGCGCAGGGUGUUGCAUAUCUUCAUGGAACCAAAGAAAACCCGUAUUAUACCAACGGCGGCCGAUACGUUUUCUACCCAAAUGGACCUGGAGCUCCCUCGAAGAGUCUGCCUCCUAAACGAGGACAAGCAAUUAUGAUGGACGGUGGUCGAAUGAUCCACGGAGUUGAACGAACUGGACCUGGUUAUCACUCCGCCCAUAUGAUUAAGGGCCACUUCAACAGAAUCGAGUAUCAGGGAAACGACACUUGGUACCUGUUAGCAAAUGACGAUCUUGUGGACACUUUCAAAACAGAGGAGUUUAGAAUAACAUUUGUCUGGAGAUCACUUUGCUUCCGCUCUGAGGACGAGAAAAUAAAAUUCGAUAAGCACAUCGAAGAUAAAGAAUUCAUCCCUCAUGAAGAGCUCUUUGAAAAGCUUGAAGUUGAUCUGCGAAAAAGAGGAAAACUUGGGGAGAACGAAGGAAUAAAAACUAUGGGGCCAAAGAGCUUCGCCAAGCUAUUACAGCAUGUGUAUAUGCAGUACCCUCUUGAUGUUCCUGAUGCUUGGUUCCCAUUCAACUAUUGCGCUCUUGGAUUUGUGAAUCCAUACCUAAAAACUCUUCUCUCCCCAUUUUGUCUUGAUCUGAAGGAAAAGGUCAGACUCAAUGAUCAAUAUCCUCCUGCUAAGAAAUUCUGCGAUCCACUCAACAGAACCCGUCGACACACGAAUUGCCCUGAAGGAUACCAAGGGGAAUAA
This is a messenger RNA of Oikopleura dioica, 1467 nucleotides long. Lineage: Eukaryota; Metazoa; Chordata; Appendicularia; Copelata; Oikopleuridae. The record is from the annotation of a GenBank genome assembly.